Sardina pilchardus (European sardine) is the source of this 2552-nucleotide messenger RNA. It is a transcript of the gene p3h4, whose product is annotated as prolyl 3-hydroxylase family member 4 (inactive). The record is from RefSeq and is a predicted model, not a curated record. The transcript is spliced from 6 exons. Lineage: Eukaryota; Metazoa; Chordata; Actinopteri; Clupeiformes; Clupeidae. Gene Ontology annotation, cellular component: endoplasmic reticulum. Gene Ontology annotation, molecular function: collagen binding; protein binding. Gene Ontology annotation, biological process: peptidyl-lysine hydroxylation; collagen fibril organization. Bases 94 to 1218 code for a protein of 374 amino acids.
GCAUACGUGCAGCCAGACAUGAAUCCCUACUGCUAAAACCUGGAUUGUUGGUCACAGAAGAAGAUUUUUAAUGGUUGGUGGAAAGGACAGUCGAUGAUCUUACCGGUGACCGAUAGCAUGGCCUCUCUCACCCACAGCAUAAGAGAAAUCUCUCUAUAUGUCUGCUUAUGGACAGUUUUAUUCGCUUCCAUGCCGGCGCAAGCUCAGUAUGAGAAAUACAGCUUCAAGAGUUUUUCACAGACGGAACUAAUGCCGUUGGAAUCGGCGUAUGGAUACGCGCUGGAGCAGUAUGGCGUUCAGAAUUGGAAGGAGAGUAUAAAAUAUCUGGAAAUAAGUUUACGGCUACACAGACUUCUAAAGGACAGCGAAGCUUACUGUAGCCAGAACUGCAGUCAUGUCAGCCGGGACCAUGAUGAACUCUUCCAGGAUACCAGUCUUCGGAUAAUGGGACACGUUUUACGGCGGGCAUCCUGUCUCAAAAACUGCAAGAAGAACUUCCCGGUGUUUUCAGUAGCCUAUCCAAAGACAGCGACCUUAGAAGCUUUUGAAAGAAGGGACCCAUACCGGUACAUGCAGUAUGCGUUUUACCAGCUGAAUUACCUGGAGAGGGCCGUGUCAGCCGCCCACACGUUCCUGCAGAGGAACCCUGGAGAACCUCUCCUCACCAAGAACAUGAACUACUACAAGAGCCUCUUCGAUGUGGACGAGUAUCUCAUCGACCAUGAGGAGAAGCUCUAUGAGGGUGCAUUUCUAAAAGCUGUGAAGUUGUUCAAUGCAGGGGAUUUCAGUAACAGUGCCUUUAACAUGGAGCAGGCGGCUACCGAGUAUUUAAAAGUGUAUGACCUCUGUCUGGCCGCCUGUGAGGGCUCGUACGAGGUCACAGAGUUCAAGGAUUUCUACCCCACCUUAGCAGACCUGUAUGUGGACAUGCUGCAGUGCAAGGUGAAGUGUGAGGCCAAUCUCACGCCCAACGAGGCUGUCCGCUACUUCAAUCAGACAACUAAGCAGAAGGAGAUGCUGGAGUUUGCCCAAAACUAUCUACAGACAGAUGACGAGGACGUGGUGAGUCCAGAGGAGCAGGUGACUGGACAGGCCUCCCCGCCAGACCAGGAGUUUGAGGGGCUCGGCGACUACGAGGAGUCCUUCCUGGCCGAGUGGUGGCAGGAGCCCCAGACCAAAGGGGACAACGGAGAGACAGAGGACAGAGCAGCCGUGUAGAAUGCAUAUGCACACACACACACACACACACACACACACACACACACACACACACACACACACAGGGAUGGGCAUAUUCUAUGUUACAACAGAAUAUCAAAUACCCUUACUUAAAGUGUAUCUAAAUAAACUACAAAUUACAGUUUCCAAGCCACAUGUCAAAAGAAAAUACUGUAUUUUCAAAAAUACUACAAACAAUGGAGUCACAUAGGGGUGGUGUGUGUGUGUGUGGGGGGGGUUAUUUGCCAUUCAGAUCAGAUAUUGUUAGUCGCCAAUGUUUUCAUGGUGAUGCAUUCAGAGCAGGAGGAAAAGAGCAACAACUGACUUAUUUAUUUGAGUGUCGUAGCUUACUCUAGGGUGUAGUUAUUUUGGUGAGAAUAUUGUUUACAUGAAGCCAUGGUAAUAUAGCCAAAAGCAAAAAGACUUACUCAGAAAGCAAUGCAGACCUGUAAAUGUUGCACGACCAAGUUUUUGAAUAUUUGCAAAGCUUUGGCCACAAUCUUGGACUUAUUUUAUACAAAUGCACACAUUUGUGUUCAUAAGAUUAUGGUUAUGGUUGUAAUGUCCUAGAUUCAAUAGAUUAGGCAUUAGAUAGGAUGACAUGCAAAAAUGUGAAAAACAGAACUAUUAGACAUUAUUCUUAAAAACACAUAAACAUAGAACCCCAUAUGUUCAUGAAUUUGCACAUAUAAUUUGUACAAAACACUAUUUUUGUAUUCGAAAUACAUAUUUUUUAUAUACGGUACAUGUAUGUGUCAUAAAUACUGCCCAUCCCUGCACACACACACACAUACACACACACACACAGAUGAUGAACUCAAAACAAAACACACACACACACACACACAGAGAACUUCAACAUAUUUUUGUCCUCAGCUCUCCAUCCCCAUAGUCCAAGGUCAUCUGUGGAGGUCGCUGGACAAUGUUAUACGUACCUCAGAGACACCCACGCAUUCUUUUCCUUUAUUUGAGUUCUUCUUCUCCUUUCAGAUUAGUUUAUGGGUGAGGAAUGUCUCCAGUCUGACGCUCUGAAGGCUUGAAUGAGUUUUACUGACUCCAAGUUAUCACGCAGCACAUAUGCCAGUUACGCCUGUACAAUAAUUGAGCCAGCCAUUCAGCAUAUUGCCUGUGUGCCGCUUCAGUAGGUUUUGUCUUCAUCAUUUGGGACCAGUUGCUCUGAGGAUUCAAAAAGGUGUUAAUAUUUGUGACUUCAGUAUGUAUGAUUUUAAUUUAAUAUUUUAAUCAUUUGACAUGUUAUGCUACAUUCACUUUUGGGUGCACAUCAAGUGAAUAGUGUUCCAACUGAAGUGGUCCUUUUGAAAGUUUGAAAUGAA